AUGGAUGAUGAGAAAAUGUUGUCAGCAUUUCAUAGAGAUUUCGAAAUUUUAUCGUCCAAAGCUCGUAACGUUUUCUCUUUUAUUGAGCAACUUUGUGCCCCAAUCUGCGUUAUUACUUUCUCAGUGCUGAAAAUUUCCGGUGAUGAAUCUGACAGUGUUCAGCAUUCUACUUAUCGCGCUAUUCCAGCAACACUAUUUCGCACAAUGAAUCCAUAUAUGAAUUCGUUAAGAUCACCGGAUGUCAACAUUUUAUCAUCAUAUGCAGAUGAAAGAUCAUGGAAGCGAGCACUGGGACCACGUCCAUUGAGAUUUGGAUGA
Loa loa (African eye worm) is the source of this 318-nucleotide messenger RNA. RefSeq lists its product as hypothetical. Lineage: Eukaryota; Metazoa; Nematoda; Chromadorea; Rhabditida; Onchocercidae. The record is from RefSeq and is a predicted model, not a curated record. The transcript has 4 exons. The coding region runs from base 1 to 318 and encodes 105 amino acids.